GGUUGGUCAAAAGGCAGAUGGAGCCUCAUGCUCUCAGUCACUCUCCUUCACUUCAAGGAUCCAGCGUUUCCUCCUCGUACAGAGAGCGGCCGUCUGCAGCCUUAGCCGAAGAUGUCUGAUAAUGGGGAGGUCGAGGACAAGCCCCCAGCUCCGCCCAUGAGGAACACCAGCACCAUGAUCGGCUCCUGCAACAAGGACCCCGCCCCCCUCAACCACGGCUCCAAGCCCCUCCCACCGAACCCGGAGGACAAGAAGAAGAAAGAUCGCUCGAUCCGAUUCAUCCUGACCGGAGGAGGCGAUAAGACCUAUAAGAAGAAGGAGCGUCCUGAGAUUUCUCUGCCGUCUGAUUUCGAACACACCAUCCAUGUCGGCUUUGAUGCUGUUACCGGAGAGUUCACUGGCAUGCCGGAGCAGUGGGCCCGGCUCCUGCAGACGUCCAACAUCACCAAGCUGGAGCAGAAGAAGAACCCUCAGGCCGUCCUCGACGUCUUAAAGUUCUACGACUCAAAGGAAACGGCCAACAGCCAGAAAUACAUGAGCUUCACAGAUAAGAACACAGAUGCCUACAGCUCCUCCACCACAACGAGCGCCAAGGCCGUGUCAGAGACGCCCGCCAUAGCAACCGUGUCCGAGGACGAGGACGAGGAUGAGGCCGAGCCGCCGCCGGUGAUCGCCCCCCGACCAGAGCACACCAAAUCCAUAUACACUCGCUCAGUGAUCGAGCCCCUCCCUCCUCCUCCGACCAAAGAUGCCGCGACCUCCCCCAUCACCCUGCCGACGGCCGCCGCCGCCGCCGCCACCGUCACCCCCGCCCUCACCCCCGCCCCCGCCACAGAAGGAGCUCCCAGCAGCCCUCCCAGUGCGAGCCCCGCCCCCGGGCCCUCCCUGCCCCGUCCCCAGGACAAAACCAGGAAGAAGAAGAUGUCGGACGAGGAGAUCCUGGAGAAGCUACGGACGAUCGUGAGUGUUGGAGACCCCAAGAAGAAAUAUACGCGCUUCGAGAAGAUCGGACAGGGGGCGUCUGGGACGGUGUACACGGCUAUCGACAUCGCUACAGGACAGGAGGUCGCCAUUAAACAGAUGAACCUGCAGCAGCAGCCGAAGAAAGAGCUGAUCAUCAACGAGAUUCUGGUGAUGAGGGAAAACAAGAACCCGAACAUCGUCAACUACCUGGACAGUUACCUGGUGGGUGACGAGCUGUGGGUGGUGAUGGAGUACCUGGCCGGAGGCUCGUUGACCGACGUCGUCACGGAAACCUGCAUGGAUGAAGCUCAGAUAGCGGCUGUGUGCAGAGAGUGUCUCCAGGCGUUGGAGUUCCUCCACUCGAACCAGGUCAUCCAUCGAGACAUCAAGAGCGACAACAUCCUGCUGGGCAUGGACGGCUCCGUCAAACUCACUGACUUUGGCUUCUGCGCUCAGAUCACUCCGGAGCAGAGUAAACGCAGCACCAUGGUCGGGACUCCGUACUGGAUGGCUCCGGAGGUCGUGACCCGUAAAGCCUACGGCCCCAAAGUGGACAUCUGGUCCCUGGGCAUCAUGGCCAUAGAGAUGGUGGAGGGCGAGCCGCCGUACCUGAAUGAAAAUCCACUCAGGGCGCUGUAUCUCAUAGCAACCAACGGGACGCCAGAGCUGCAGAACCCGGAGAAACUGUCGACGAUAUUCAGAGACUUCCUGAACCGCUGUCUGGAGAUGGACGUGGAGAAGAGAGGGUCGGCCAAAGAACUGCUGCAGCAUCAGUUUCUGAAGAUGGCGAAGCCUCUCUCCAGCCUGACUCCUCUCAUUCUGGCUGCCAAGGAGGCGGCUAAGAACAACCGCUAGCUAGCCUUGCACUCAUUAUUUUGUCUGUUUAUUCCUCUCUCUCUCUCUCUCUCUCUACCAUCCCUCCUUCCUCCGUCUCCUCUCUUCUUCUCUUUUUGUUUUCGGGAGAUGCUGAUGGCUGCUACAUAACCAGUCUCUCUCUCCCAUCUUUUUUCUUUAUCUUUUGUGACUUGCACCGACCGCUCCAUCAUUCUGUGACCUUUGACCCCCAGCUUGCCCCCCCCCCCUCCGUCACCCUCAUAGGGAGAAAGAAGGGCAGUUUCUUCCUGUAAUUUCUCUUUUUCGACGCUCCACUGGACUCAGACAGGAAGAUGGAGGGCAGCAGCCGCCCUCAGCCGGUACGAACAAACCCGACGUGGGAGAGAGAGCCCAAAGACUCAUGGGAGUUUUUUUUUUUUUUUAAAUCAGUGUGUGUUUUUUUCUACCUUGUCUGUUAAAGCCCCAGACCACAACAGCCAACCAGCACCCUCUGCUGCAGACUGUGUGUGAGAGAUUCAUGUGUGGGUUUCAGUUGGACUCAUUUCAUCAUCUCCUAUAAGUGCAUUUGUUGAUUUACAUUUAUCAUUUUUUUAAAUUCAACUUUCCUGUGUGUGUGUGUGUGUGUGUGUGUGUGUGUGUGUCGGGGGGGGGGUGUUGGGAUAUUGAUUCAGUUGAUUGUAGCGUUACCUUCUGUAGUUUUUGAGGCGGAGGAGCUGAGGUUUGGGAGUGUGUCGUGUCUGCAGUGUGAGCUACAGAACAUUAACAUGAGUUAUAAUGAGGAAACACUGGCGUCCACAGCCACUGAUGGACUGAGUCUGGACACAAAAACAACGUUUGACUCCAUGAUGUCUUUCCAGGAGAUGAGCGUUUGCAUAUGGAAAAUAAGUCAACUCAGUUAGAGCUGGGUGAUACGGCAGCAAACGUUUAAUAUA
Lates calcarifer (barramundi perch) is the source of this 2729-nucleotide messenger RNA. RefSeq names its product p21 protein (Cdc42/Rac)-activated kinase 1 (gene pak1). Gene Ontology annotation, molecular function: ATP binding; protein serine/threonine kinase activity. Lineage: Eukaryota; Metazoa; Chordata; Actinopteri; Centropomidae. Gene Ontology annotation, biological process: protein phosphorylation; regulation of MAPK cascade; intracellular signal transduction. Gene Ontology annotation, cellular component: cytoplasm. The record is from RefSeq and is a predicted model, not a curated record.